Bombina bombina (fire-bellied toad) is the source of this 1797-nucleotide messenger RNA. RefSeq names its product RAB7B, member RAS oncogene family (gene RAB7B). The coding region runs from base 530 to 1135 and encodes 201 amino acids. Gene Ontology annotation, biological process: phagosome-lysosome fusion; endosome to lysosome transport. The record is from RefSeq and is a predicted model, not a curated record. The transcript is spliced from 6 exons. Gene Ontology annotation, molecular function: GTP binding; GTPase activity. NCBI's taxonomy places the organism in Eukaryota, Metazoa, Chordata, Amphibia, Anura, Bombinatoridae. Gene Ontology annotation, cellular component: late endosome; phagocytic vesicle; lysosome.
GAUCAUAGAUGCUAUGUCACUCCCCCUCUUGUCUUGUCAGAUGCACAGUAGGCAACUGCACGCUGGUAAAAUGCAUAUGAGGUGUCAGUUGAAGAAACCCUCCUAACUAGGCGAGGGUGGACUAUAGAGAGAGAGAGAACAGAGCAUACGGAUGUGGGGCAGAUACUGCUAGAGAAAACAAGGAGGGGAAAUACAGACUGAGAGAAGGAGAGGCAUUGAAGCGCAGGGAAACCUUGCUAAAGAAAUUAUUAUUAGGGAGUGGAGUACAUACAGAGAGAGGGAGUGAUUAUAGCAAAGGGAGCCACAAACUCUGAAAGGGAAAAUGAAACAGUGUAACAAUGACUGAAUGGAUAGAACUGAAUAAAUAAGGUAGAUACAGCAAGAGAGAGGAUAGAUCAGCAGUGCUGGAAGAAAGGCUCUUAUAGUCUCUCUCCUAAGAGAGGAAAAUGUGUAUGAGGAUCCCUAGUUUCUCUGCUGCGUAAAGGAAGCCACUUACUGUACCGGAGCAUCUCUUAACAUAACUCUUUUCAUGAAUUCUCGUACAAAGGUGGAUCUGAAAAUUAACAUUAUUGGUCCAAUGGGAACAGGGAAGACCUCUCUGCUAAAUCAGUAUGUGCACAAAUGGUUCUUGAAUGAUUAUCGGAACACUCUCGGAGCCCAUAUUCUCUCCAAAACCAUUCAACAGGACAACAAUAUCUUAAAGCUGCAGAUUUGGGACACUGGUGGACAAGAACGUUUCCGCUCUUUGGUGUCUACAUUUUACAAAGGCUCAGAUGGGUGUCUGCUAGUGUUUGAUGUCACAGAUAAGGAAACUUUUGAAUGUCUUGAGCUAUGGAGGACAGAUUUCUUAGACAAGAUCCAUCCACCCGUGGAUAACUUCCCAAUUAUUGUACUUGGAAAUAAGAUUGACAUCAACGACCGGCAGGUUUCAAAGGAAUCAGCGGUUUCUUGGUGUAAAGAAAGAGACGUUAUGUAUUUUGAAGUCAGCGCCAAACAUGGCACCAAUGUGGAUCUUGCCUUCGAAACACUUGCACAGAAAGCACUAUUACACUACCAGGAGAAUAUAGAUAGUUGUCUCACUGACUCAAUCAAGUUAACUCCAAGGGAGAAAUCUGAUAGUAACACAUGCUGCUGACCAGAUAUAUACAUCUGCAACAUCUGAUCUAGAAAUACAUCCAGGAAAUGGGACAAAGAACUCUUGAGAGCCCUCCGCACAAUAUGAUACUGUGAUAUAACAGAUAUUGAGUGGAUGAAAUUUUUAUAGUUUUCUAGAACACCAAUAAGGGAUAAGACUGCAUUUUCAAAAGAAGCAAACUUGAUAUGGAUUCUCUGUAAAAACUUUUUUACUUCUUUUUUUUAUGGUAAUUUUCCAUUUUCUUAGUUAAACUGGGAAAGGAUUGUUAUAUUGUAAUUGUUUUAAGUGGAUCGAAAUAAAUCAAUUGAGACUCUAGUCUAAAUUCAGUAAAUAUGGAAGUAUGUCUUCAGAAAGGAAGUUCUGUCCAAUUCCUGGGUUUUUCUAUAGAGCGUAUAUACACUGAAUUGAGAGAUAUUACUCCAUAGUAAAUAUGCUCCUCGGAAUAGCUUAGGAAUUGGAGAAUUUUUGUCUCACUGUAGACACAGAUCUAUUCUCAGUGAAUCUAGGCAACUGUGCCUAUAUAAUGAAUAUUUUUAUUGGACAAUGAAUGGUAUGAAAUAUAUAGAAAAUUAUGUUUUAUUUCUUUAAUAAAAACAAUCUAAAUCUGUCCAAGAGUGAUAUAUUUAGACUGAUAUUGCAAUAAAAACAAGAGUUUCACAAAA